This is a messenger RNA of Pleurotus ostreatus (oyster mushroom), 420 nucleotides long. RefSeq lists its product as uncharacterized. The transcript is spliced from 4 exons. The record is from RefSeq and is a predicted model, not a curated record. Lineage: Eukaryota; Fungi; Basidiomycota; Agaricomycetes; Agaricales; Pleurotaceae. The coding region runs from base 1 to 420 and encodes 139 amino acids.
AUGAUUACUAUCAUGGCCGGGGCUGAGACAGCGUCGGCCACCCCUUGCAUAGGCCUCGCUACCGCCCUCUUUACCGUCAUGUCCAUCCCCGCUAUACGGUUGUGCUCGGACUAUCUGGCUUUGCCCUUAUCUUCUUCUCGAGCCAUUCUCUUGGUGCUGUGGCUGGUGACUGCCGCGCUUACACCCGGCAUGACAAAAAUACUGGGCCCAAACGCGUUCGUAUUUUAUGGUGCCGUCCUCUCGAUACUCACGGUGAAGGCCAUAAUCGAAGGGCAUCUCAAUGCGUGGAUGACGUCGUCCAUGGAACUUCUUGCCUAUCCCAAGGACAGGAUAUGGAAUCCUCAUCUACUGGCGACACGUUCGGCGACAAGCCCGCCCAUGAGCCUCGCCUCCUUUGAUAUCUUCAUCAAUUUCGAAUGA